Molecule: messenger RNA, 936 nt
Organism: Humulus lupulus (European hop)
Lineage: Eukaryota; Viridiplantae; Streptophyta; Magnoliopsida; Rosales; Cannabaceae
Exons: 3
Coding region: 1-936 (311 amino acids)
Source: RefSeq, a predicted model, not a curated record
AUGGACUCUGAGGACAUGUUCGAGCACUACAGGGCUGCUGCCGCCUCUUCUGGCCAGAAGAAGAAUAGCAAGAGGGCUCGGGGGGAGAGUAGUAAAUCUACCUCAAAGAAGGCCCGAACUGACGACCCUUCGGCUACUGCCCCUUCGACGGAGAACUCACCACCUCCAUCGUCACUCGAGCAGCCGGCCUCAACUCCUUCGGUUGGGCAAACUUCUAAUCCUACAACACCCGCCGACCAGCAGCCUUCUCCUAAGGCACCUAGCAGCAAUACAUUGCGCACUCCGCCCGAAGGCUCCCUGCCCAGCCUCGUGGUCAGCUCUGCCAGGGAGAAAAUAUACAAGCUCUCCAAGCAUAAACGCAGUCAGGCCGCUAUUACUGAAACUACCUCUAUGGAGGCUAAUCAAGUUCUUAAUAGAGGACUGAACGAGAUAUUCAGUGGGCUACUAACCAUAACCGCUGGCUGGCGUCGUGCUGGAGCGUUGGUGUCUCGAGGCAGGCACUUCGAUGUCAGGCUCGUCGAGGCCAAGAAAGCACUCGAAGCUAAAAACAACGAGCUUACCAAGCAGAAUAGCGAGUUUCUUGCGGAGACAACGGAGCUGUCUAAGCAGAAAGAAGAACUGCUCGAGCAAAAAGCUACUCUGACUGAGGAGCUACUAGAAACCCGGAACGCCCUGAAGAAAUCCAACGAAGCCAGGGAAAAAUUUAGGGAAAGCACCACACUCAACUAUCAACAGGCUGUUCAGCUCGAGCUUGAUCUGAUCGCAAGCAGACAGGAGGCGGAGGAACUCGGAAAACGAUGUUCCAUUCGCCUGGAAGAAGAACAGAGGGCUGAAGUGUCUCCAGAUAUUUCCCUGGCAGCAGGGAUAGAUGGUGCAGACACUGAAGCUGGCACAGCCAUCGACCAAGACAUUCCUCAAGACCCUCCAGCUCCUUAA